Messenger RNA from Mollisia scopiformis, 1985 nucleotides. RefSeq names its product MFS general substrate transporter. Gene Ontology annotation, molecular function: transmembrane transporter activity. The record is from RefSeq and is a predicted model, not a curated record. Gene Ontology annotation, biological process: transmembrane transport. NCBI's taxonomy places the organism in Eukaryota, Fungi, Ascomycota, Leotiomycetes, Helotiales, Mollisiaceae. Bases 1 to 1677 code for a protein of 558 amino acids. The transcript is spliced from 7 exons.
AUGCCGAGGAACCGUUAUCGUGGAUGUUCAUCUCACAAAGCUCAAGCCAAGCCAAAGUCACAGCCGGUGACAUGGAUGUCAUUACCCAGGAAAGAUCAACUCGUCAUUCUAUUCUUGUGUCGACUUGUGGAUUUCCUUCAAGUGGCGUCUUUACAGGCAUAUGUCUUUUACCAACUCAAAAGCUUCGACCCAUCACUUACAAAUGCACAAAUUUCGACCCAGGCGGGAAUUCUCCAGGGUUGUUUUACCGGGGCACAGGUUCUGACAGCAAUCCUAUGGGGAAAGGCAGCAGAUGCGAGCUGGUGCGGAAGGAAGAUGGUUUUGAUCAUUGGACUUGCUGGUACCGCUGUCUCGUGUCUCGGUUUGGGAUUCGCGAAUACCUUCUUCUGGGCCGCUUUCUGGCGUGCAGUGGGUGGAGGAAUUAAUGGUACGGUUGGAAUAAUACGGACAAUGAUUGCUGAAAUAACCAAGGAGAAGAAGUAUCAAUCGAGAGCGUUCUUAAUUCUGCCCAUGAGCUUCAAUGUGGCUGGAAUAGUUGGUCCAAUUAUGGGUGGCCUCCUCGCGGACCCUGCAGCAAUUAUGCCUGAUAUCUUCGGUCCAGAGGGAUGCUUAGGAUUCAGCUUUCUUGAGGACUAUCCAUAUGCUUUACCAUCCUUUCUCAAUGCGUUCUUUUUGACCAUAACCACGUACAUCGUUUUCUUCUUUCUCGAAGAGACUUUGAAGGAGCGUCGAGGAAGAUUUGAUCUCGGACUACAUCUGAAAGCUCGCUUCUUUCGAUUGCUUCGGGGAAGGUCGAAUCCCGAGGGGUACUCGCAAGUGCAAAUGUGGGAUGAUCCAGAAGUGCCUUUAACAAACUUUGACGAUAAACCUGCCCAGAAGAAGCAGGUGACACGUCGGUUGCCGUUCAGCCGUAUUUGGACACGCAAUGUCAUCUUCACUUUGAUAACUGGGGCAUUUUAUGAUUUCCAUCUAGGUGCCUUCACCAACUUAUGGACGCUGUUCCUUUCAACGCCCCGCUUCCUUGCCGCCGAAUCAACAUUCAAACGAGUUCUUCCCUUCAUCUUCACUGGCGGCCUCGGUAUGCCAGCAGCAACUGUGGGGAUUGCAACCUCAAUUCUCGGCAUGUUGGGUAUGCUCCUUCAAGUGUUCUUGUACCCACCUGUGCAAGCUCGCCUCGGAACGUUGAGAUCCUUCCGGUACUUCUCAAUACUCUUUCCUCUGGCUUACUUCGUUGCGCCAUACCUUGCCGUUCUACCGUCAUCAACUGUAGCACCAGCUGCUGCAUCAGGUGCAUUCAUUUGGAUUGGGAUCAUUCUGGUCUUGCUAUUGCAGGUCACGGCUAGGACAUUCACCUUGCCAGCAACUAUCAUCCUACUCAACAAUUGCUCCCCUCAUCCCAGUGUUCUUGGAACUAUCCACGGUCUUGGGCAGAGUGUAUCAGCAGGAUUUAGAACUGUGGGGCCUGUGGUAGGAGGAUGGGAGUAUGGCAAGGGUCUGGACAUUGGUGUGGUAGGAGCCGCGUGGUGGGGAACAGCAAUCAUGUCGGCUGCGUGUUGUGUUACCGCGCUUGGAAUGCAUGAAGGCAGUGGGCAUGAAGUUUUCUUGGAAGGCGAACAAGAUGAAAGUGGUAGAAAAUCGGACUCCACAAUGAUUGUUGCUGGGUGGAUGGUAGCUUGAGGUUGAAAGUCUCGGUCCUGGAAGUUCAAGACCCGCCCGGACAACGAGGUUGAGAUUCACCAACCCGUCCUGCAUAAUGUCAAUAGUAACAUUAAGCACCGAUGCAGCAUUGCGACUCAGCCACACUCCUAGAUGACAGUAUGCUUCUGUAACGGAGAUGAAGCAACCGUGGUAGGGCCUGAGAAGGUACUGAUUUCUUGUGGUAAAGCUUUAUACCUCCCGGAGUGGUGACAAGAAGCGAUAGAUCGCAUCAAAACAUACUUCCCGUGGGAUUGUUGCAUUCAAACACGUCGUUGGUAGUACUGAAG